Amaranthus tricolor (Joseph's coat) is the source of this 3269-nucleotide messenger RNA. RefSeq names its product transcriptional corepressor LEUNIG. The record is from RefSeq and is a predicted model, not a curated record. Bases 199 to 2889 code for a protein of 896 amino acids. NCBI's taxonomy places the organism in Eukaryota, Viridiplantae, Streptophyta, Magnoliopsida, Caryophyllales, Amaranthaceae. The transcript has 18 exons. Gene Ontology annotation, cellular component: nucleus. Gene Ontology annotation, molecular function: protein binding.
UAUUUUUUUAUAUGUUCAGAAAGAUUUCUCUCUUUAGUUUCCCUCUCUUUUUCUCAGUAGUCACUCCUCUUUUCUCUGACAUCAAAAGCUUUUCCCUUUUUUUUUUCUCUCUUUAUUUUUUUGUCCUUUGGGUUUAAACUGUUUCACGAAGAACAGACAUUGUUAAUUUCCAUUCAAAACUCUUUUGGUUCAAUAAAAAUGUCUCACACUAACUGGGAUGCUGAUAAAAUGUUAGAUUUGUAUAUCCAUGAUUACUUAUUAAAGAGGGAUCUAAAGGCUACUGCACAAGCCUUUCAAGCUGAAGGGAAGGUCUCAUCUGAUCCUGUUGCUAUUGAUGCACCCGGUGGGUUUUUGUUCGAGUGGUGGUCUGUGUUUUGGGAUAUAUUUAUUUCCAGGACAAAUGAAAAACAUUCUGAGGUUGCUGCUUCAUACAUUGAGACUCAGAUGAUAAGAGCAAGGGAGCAGCAACAGCAGCAACAGCCUCAGAGCCAGCAGCUACCUAAUCAACAACAGCAGUUGCAAAUGCAACAGAUUUUAUUGCAUAGGCAAGCACAACAACAACAACAGCAGCAGCAGCAUCAACAGCAGCCACAACAACAGCAACAACAACACCAGCAACACCAGCAGCAGCAGCAGCAGCUGCAACCGCAACAACCACAGCAUCCACCACAUCCACAAAGAAGAGAUGGUUCCCAUUUGCUCAACGGUACUACGAAUGAACAAUCAGGCAACGAUACCCUUACUCGACAAAAUUCCGGCACUGCGAAUGCCAUAGCUACUAAAAUGUACGAGGAGCGGUUAAAAUUGCCCCUUCAAAGAGACUCCUUAGAUGAUGCAUCAAUGAAACAACGAUUUGCUGACGAUGUAAGCCAACUCAUAGAUCAAAACCAUUCCUCUAUUCUAAAAUCAGCUGCUGCUGGUCAACCUUCAGGGCAAGUUUUGCAUGGUACAGCUAGUAGCCUGUCUCAGCAGAUAGCAUCUCGAAAUCAGCAGCUCCAAGGAUCUGUAACAGACAUAAAGACCGAGAUGAAUCCAGUUUUGAAUCCUCGAGGUGCUGGGACUGAUGCAUCAUUGAUAGGAAUUCAUGGAUCAAACCAAAGUGGUAACAAUUUAACUUUGAAAGGAUGGCCACUCACAGGACUUGACAACCUUCGAUCUGGGCUUCUCCAGCAGCAAAAGUCAUUUAUGCAGGCUUCUCAGUCCUUUCAUAACCUUCAGAUGUUGACUCCACAACAUCAGCAGCAGCUUAUGCUUGCUCAACAGAAUUUGACAUCUUCGGUAAAUGAUCUGGAAAGCAGAAGACUCAGAAUGCUAUUGAAUAAUAGAGGUAUGGGCUUUGGAAAGGAGGGCCUUCCAAACUCCCCUGCUGAUCUGGUCCCGAAUGUUGGAUCACCUCUGCAAACUGGUUGUCCUGUUUUACCUCGUGGAGAAGCAGAUAUGUUAAUGAAGUUAAAAAUGGCUCAAUUGCAACAACAGCAGCAACAACAGCAACAACAAAGCAGUCACCAGCAACAUCAACUUCAGCAACUUCAGCAGAAUUGGCUUUCUGGUCAACCUUCUCAAGUUUCAAAUCACAAUCUUCAUCAGCCAGACAAGAUCACCAUGGAUGGUAGCUUACCUAACUCCUUUCGGGGAAAUGAUCAGGCUUCCAAAAACCAGAAUGGGAGAAAGAGAAAGCAACCAAUAUCUUCUUCAGGGCCUGCUAAUAGCUCAGGAACCGCUAAUACAGCUGGACCUUCCCCAAGUUCUGCCCCUUCAUCACCCUCUACUCACACAGCUGGAGAUGUAAUGUCAAUGCCAUCCUUCCCUGGCACUUCAAAGCCAGCACUUAUGUUUGGCACGGAUACUAGUGGUAGUGGAACCCUUGCGUCAACAUCAAAUCAGCUGGCUGAUAUGGAACGUUUUGUGGAGGAUGGAUCUCUAGAUGACAAUGUAGAGUCAUUCUUAUCGCAUGAUGAUGCAGAGGCCCAAGAUCCAAUUGGUCGUGGUAUAGACCCAAGUAAAGGAUUUAUGUUCACGGUAGUUCAAUCUGUUCGAGCAAGCACAGCCAAAGUAGUAUGCUGUCAUUUCUCAUCAGACGGAAAACUUCUUGCCACCGGUGGGCAUGAUAUGAAGGUUGUCCUAUGGUAUGCUGAUUCAUUGAAGCCUAAAACUACACUCGAGGAACAUACAAAAUUGAUAACUGAUGUCCGCUUCAAUUCUAGCAUGUCUCGCCUAGCAACGUCUUCCUUCGAUAAAUCUGUUCGAGUUUGGGACGUGGAAAACCAGGGCUAUUCUAUUCGUAAUUUUAUGGGACAUUCUGCCACUGUAAUGUCACUAGAUUUUCAUCCUAAUAAAGACGAUCUCAUCUGUUCUUGUGAUGGGGAUGGUGAGAUCCGCUAUUGGAGCAUUAAAAAUGGAAGCUGUACCAGGGUGUUUAAGGGUGGCAGCACCCAGAUAAGGUUCCAGCCACGUCAUGGAAAGUAUCUUGCUGCAGCUGCAGAGAAUGUCAUAUCAAUACUCGAUGUGGAGACUCAAGCUUGUCAACACAGAUUGCAGGGCCAUACAAAACAGAUCCAUUCAGUAUGCUGGGAUCCUUCCGGUGAAUUCUUGGCUUCUGUUAGUGAGGACUCUGUUAGAGUUUGGAGUCUAGGCUUAGGGAAUGAAGGUGAAUGUGUUCAUGAGCUGAGCUGCAAUGGGAACAAGUUCUACUCAUGUGCAUUCCAUCCUAGGUUUCCCUCUCUACUGGUGAUUGGCUGUUACCAGUCAAUGGAGCUGUGGAACAUGUCAGAGAACAAGACCAUGACUGUAUCAGCUCAUGAUGGGCUCAUUGCCUCGUUAUCUGUAUCUGGCGUGACGGGAUUGGUGGCUUCGGCUGGUCAUGACAAGGUUGUGAAGCUCUGGAAGUAGAUUUUGAUCCAAAUACGCCAGGUUAUUUUUACGACCGUUUUUGGUUACUCAUUGGUAAGGUCCAGGCUAUUUCCUGGUGAUUUUGUAACUUAACUAGGCUUUGUCUCUUAAAAACAGUUUUAGAAGCAAUCUUAGUGACGGACUUCCCAUGAAUUUUGUCUGGUUAUGUGUUGGUGACUUGGUGUAUUAGCAAUGAACAAUCUCAGAAACAAUCUUAGCAUAUUUGCCUUUUCCUAAAAACAUUGCCAAGCUUGGACGCUGUGAAGUACAUCAACAAUGUGAAAUUCUUGUUAAUCUCUUGGUUGUUUUACCUGACGAUGUAAUGCUCAUUUAAGCUGAGAACAAAAAAUAAUAAAUUUCACCAAUGGCAUCCUAAGGUA